GAACGCCGGCCUGUGAUUGGCUGCCCGGACCACAUGAUAACCUGGGUAGAACCCGCAGCUGUGUGCUGUCGCCCAGCGUUUCUCUGGAGGGAAGCUGGGGAGGCUUUGGCGGCUUGGGAGACCAUUAAACUCUAAAACAACCGGGCAAAAAAAAGUGGGACUACAGAACUCCAGACCCUUUGUGGAUGGACAGGGAGGUGCGCUUACUGUCAGAACACGCUGCGGGAAUCUUUCUCUGAGCCUCUAGAAUCGUCCCAAGAUGACGACCAUUGUGACGGAGUAUGAGGAGUACGAGGAGGAGGUGGUGGAGGAGGAAUAUGAAGAUGAAAUGAUGGAGGAGGAGGAAGAAGAGGAGAUCAUUGACGAGCAGAUGACAACGAUGACCGCCACUCAUCAGCAAUCUCACAGCCACCAGUCUGGCUUGCCCACCAGGAAAGUGGUGAAAAGGGCCAAGGUGGACACUUCCAAGUUCAUGACUCCCUACCUGGCCCAUAGCCAGAAGAUGAUGGAGCAGUUCAGCCACAACAAGUAUCGUCAGGCGUAUGAUAAGUCCAGAGGGAAUCCUCCUGCCAUCAGCACGGAGACGCCUGAAAUGAUUCGCAUCCGCAAGGCCCAAGAGCAGCUCAGCGAGAUUAAAUACCGCAUGGAGGGCAAUAAGUCCAAGACCACCAGCAUGUACGACGGGGAGGCGCGGGAAAUUGCCCACGUCAAGCAAGUGUCUGACCUCAUUAGCAAGGUCCUGUACAGGCAGAAGUGGGACGAGACCAAGGACCGGUACCUGCUUCCCCCGGAUGCACCCGAGCUGGUCUUAGCAGUGAAGAAUGCCGCCAACUACAGCAAAAAACUCUACACGGAGGACUGGGACGAGGAGAAGACCAUGUUCUGUCCGUACAGCGACAGCCCAGAGUUACGUCGAGUGGUCAAGGCUCAGGAAGUGCUCAGUGAUGUUCAAUACAAGAAAGGUCACAAUGAGCGCAAGACCAAGUACACCUCCUUGCCCGACCCUCCUGAGGUGGAGCUGGCUAAGAGAGCCAACGAUCAGCGCAGUGACCUCAAAUACAAGGAGGAGUACAAUAAGAACGUGAAGGGUCAAUGGUGCGAGACGCCCUACUUCGACGUGGCCAUAGCCAGGGUGGCCAUGGAGAACCUGAGCAAUAGAAAAUACACGCAACACUACGAGGACAGCAAAGACAACAUCUACUUCAUGCAAACAGAGACGCCCGUGUACGACACCCACAGGAAGGCUCAGACCGCCGCCAGUGAGGUGAAGUACAAGAAGGAGUACGAGAAGACAAAAGCCCAGUCGGACUACAACACGCUGCCGGCCACGGAGAAUCCUCUGCUCAGGCAGCUCCGAUACGCCGGCACCAUCCUCAGUGACAAAGUCUACAAGGACAACUACGAGAAGUCCCGAGGCUUCAGCAUCAACUACUGUGACACGCCCAAAUUCCAGAUGGACUCCGUGCUCAAACAGUUCACUGACGCGCGCUAUAAAGAGAAGUACGACAACGAGGUGAAGGGUCACUACCUCGGCAGCUAUGAGGAUGUCUACAUGCUUCACUGCCAACAAGUGGAGGAAAUGAAGAAAGAGCAACUCUACAAAGCCGACUACGAGGACCUGAAAACCAGAUGCUUCUUCCCUCAAACCAUCACGCCCGAGUACGAAGCCACCAAGAAGCUGCAGCAGUGCAACGACAAAGUUUACCGGCAACAUCCGGACAAAGUGAAAUUCACUCAAGUGACCGACUCGCCGGUGCUGGUUCAAGCGGCCAUCAACGCCAAACAGCUGAGUGACCUCAACUACAAGGCACAAUACGAGGAGACCAAAUUCAAGAACAGUCUUCCUCCGGACUAUCCCUUCUUUGUCCAGUCCAGAGUGAACGCCUUCAACAUCAGUGACAGCUGCUACAGGUACGACUGGGAGCGGGCUAAAGCCAAGAAGUUUGAGGUCAAAGGUGACGCGAUCUCGAUCCUCGCUGCCCGUGCUCACACCAACAUCGCCAGUGACGUGAAAUACAAGAAAGAAUAUGAGAAGAACAAGGGUCAGAUGGUCGGAGCGCUCAGCAUCAACGACGAUCCCAAAAUCUUGCACUCGGUUCAUGUGGCCAAAAUCCAGAGUGAUCGAGAAUACAAAAAAGAAUAUGAGAAGAUCAAGACCAAGUACCACACGCCACUGGACAUGAUGUCCGUCACUCAGGCUAAGAAGUCGCAGGCCAUCGCCAGCAUGGCCGGCUACAGGAGCAUCAACACCAACUUCUUCCUUCCGCACGACACCGUGCUGCUGGAUCUGGCCAAGAAAGCCAACAUCAUCCAGAGUGACAACGAGUACAAGUCGGACUACAACAACUACACCAAGGGAAGCCCGUGGGUGCCUUUUGGCUCCUUAGACGUGGAAAAAGCCAAAAACGCCGGACAAAUCCUGAAUGAGAAAAAAUACCGAACGCAUCCCGACACCAUCCCCUUCACAUCCAUCGACGACCACCCCGUCAUGAUGCAGGCCAAAGUCAGCCAGCUCCAGAGGAGCGAUCUCUUCUACAAGCAAGGUCUGGAGGAGAUCCAUCAGAAGUAUUCCCUGCCCGCUGACAUCCCAGAGUUCCUCCAGGCCAAGUGUAACGCCUACAACAUCAGCAACAACUGCUACAAGUACGCCUGGCAGGACAUCAUUGCCAAAGGUUACGACCUGCAGCCUGACGCUAUCCCCAUUGUCGCUGCCAAAGCCGCCCGACACGCUGCCAGCGAUGUCCAGUACAAGAAGGCGUACGAGAAGGCCAAGGGUCACCACGUGGGCUUCCGCAGCCUGCAGGACGACCCUCUGCUGGUCCACUACAUGGAGGUGGCCAAGCUGCAGAGCGACAAGAACUACAAGCAGGACUACCACAAGGUCAAGCUGAAGUUCCACUCUCCGGUGGACAUGAUGAGCGUGGCCCACGCCAAGCACGCGUCGAAGGUGCAGACCUUCACCGGCUACAAGCAGCACCACCACAAUUACUGCCUCCUGCCGGACGCCAUGAACCUGGAUCUGGCUCGUACUAUGAACUACAACGCCAGCGACUACCAAUAUAAACAAGAUUAUGAGAGCUCGGUCAAAGGAAUCGGCUGGGUUCCUAUCGGCUCCUUGGAGGUGGAGAAGGCCAAGGCGGCAGCAGCGGCCCUGGAUGAGAAGAAGUACCGACAACACCCUGACACCUUGAAAUUCACCAGCGUCACCGACUCCAUGAACAUGGAGCUCGCCAAGGCCAACACCAAGAUUCUUAAUAUGAAAGACUACAAGGCCAGUGGCGAGAAGGUCAUGCACACCUAUCACCUUCCCGCUGAUGCUCCUGAACUGAUGCAAGCCAGAUACAACGCUGCGAACAUCAGCCAGAAUUACUACACCUACGCUCACCGCCGAGAUCUGCUCAAAGGGCAUCACAUGAAGGAGGAUGCCAUUCCCAUCGUCGCUGCAAAGACCUCCAGAGACAUUGCCAGCAAUUACAAGUACAAACUGGCACACGAGAAGGCCAAGGGUCACCACGUGGGCUUCCGCAGCCUGCAGGACGACCCUCUGCUGGUCCACUACAUGGAGGUGGCCAAGCUGCAGAGCGACAAGAACUACAAGAAGGACUACCACAAGGUCAAGCUGAAGUAUCACUCGCCGGUGGACAUGAUGAGCCUGGUCCAUGCCAAGCAGGCCUCGGCCGCUCAGACGAUGACGGGCUACAGGAAGAUCCCUCACAACUACAUGCUUCUUCCUGACAACAUGCAGCUGCAGCUCUGUAGGGGCAUGAUGGAGAUUCAGAGUGACAAUGUAUACAAAUCUGAUUACACCAACAUCUACAGAGGAGCAGGGUGGGUUCCUAUCGGCUCUCUGGAUGUUGAGAAAGCCAAAGCUGCCAAAGCCGCCCUGGAAGAAAGGGGCUACCGUCAGCAUCCCAGCACUCUGAAGUUCACCAGCACCACAGACAGCAUGAACAUGACUUUGGCUCUGGCCAACUCCAAGCAGCUGGACAACGCUGCAUACAAAGCUUCCGGUGAGAAGUUCAUGCACACCUACCACCUGCCAGCUGACAGUCCAGAGUUCAUCCAGGCUAAAUUUAAUGCUCAGACGCUCAGUGAGAGUCAAUACAGGCAAAAAUGGCUGGAAGAUAUUGCCAAAGGUUACGACCUGAAGCCUGACGCCAUUCCCAUCCUGCAUGCCAAGCAAGGCAGACAUAUUGCCAGCAAUGUGCAAUACAGGAAAGAAUUUGAGAAGGAGAGGGGUCACCACGUGGGCUUCCGCAGCCUGCAGGACGACCCUCUGCUGGUCCACUACAUGGAGGUGGCCAAGCUGCAGAGCGACAAGAACUACAAGAAGGACUACCACAAAGCCAAGCUGAAGUAUCACUCGCCGGUGGACAUGAUGAGCCUGGUCCACGCCAAGCAGGCCUCGGCCGCUCAGACGAUGGCGGGCUACAGGAAGAUGCAUCACACCAACGCUCUCCUCCCCGACGCCAUGAGCUUUGUGCUGGCUCGCACCAUGAACACCCAGUCCAGUGAUUGCGAUUACAAGUCCGAAUGGAACAACUACGUCAGAGGCAUGGGCUGGGUCCCGAUUGGCUCGCUUGCAGUGGAAACCGCAAAGGUUGGCAGUGAGAUUCUCAGCGAGAACAAGUACCGCACUCAUCCGUCCACCUUCAAGUACAGCAAGCUGAUGGACUCCAUGGACAUUGCUCUGGCGACCGCCAACAACCAGAUCAUGAAUAAGAAAGCUUACACUGCCGCUUGGGAGAAGGACAAACUGACAGUCCACGUCAUGCCAGAUGCUCCUGAGAUUGUCCUGGCCAAGGCCAACGCCAUCACCAUGAGCGAUAAACUUUACAAAUCCGGUGUGAUGGAGAUGGCCAACAAGGGCUACAACCUGAAAGCGGACGCCAUUCCAAUUGUGGCUGCCAAGUCAGGGACAACUAUCGCUAGUAAUUACAAGUACAAACUGGCACACGAGAAGGCAAGGGGGCACCACGUGGGCUUCCGCAGCCUGCAGGACGACCCUCUGCUGGUUCACUACAUGGAGGUGGCCAAGCUGCAGAGCGACAAGAACUACAAGAAGGACUACCACAAAGCCAAGCUGAAGUAUCACUCGCCGGUGGACAUGAUGAGCCUGGUCCACGCCAAGCAGGCCUCGGCCGCUCAGACGAUGGCGGGCUACAGGAAGAUGCAUCACACCAACGCUCUCCUCCCCGACGCCAUGAGCUUUGUGCUGGCUCGCACCAUGAACACCCAGUCCAGUGAUUGCGAUUACAAGUCAGAAUGGAACAACUACGUCAGAGGCAUGGGCUGGGUCCCGAUUGGCUCGCUUGCAGUGGAAACCGCAAAGGUUGGCAGUGAGAUUCUCAGCGAGAACAAGUACCGCACUCAUCCGUCCGCCUUCAAGUACAGCAAGCUGAUGGACUCCAUGGACAUUGCUCUGGCGACCGCCAACAACCAGAUCAUGAAUAAGAAAGCUUACACUGCCGCUUGGGAGAAGGACAAACUGACAGUCCACGUCAUGCCAGAUGCUCCUGAGAUUGUCCUGGCCAAGGCCAACGCCAUCACCAUGAGCGAUAAACUAUACAAAUCCGGCAUUAUGGAAAUGGCCAACAAGGGCUAUGACCUCAGAGCUGACGCCAUCCCCAUUGUGGCCGCAAAGUCCGGUACCAACAUUGCCAGCAACUACAAGUACAAACUGGCGUACGAGAAGGCCCGAGGUCACCACGUGGGCUUCCGCAGCCUGCAGGACGACCCUCUGCUGGUCCACUACAUGGAGGUGGCCAAGCUGCAGAGCGACAAGAACUACAAGAAGGACUACCACAAGUCCAAGCUGAAGUAUCACUCGCCGGUGGACAUGAUGAGCGUGGCGCACGCCAAGCACGCCUCAGCUGUUCAGACGAUGGCGGGCUACAAGAAGCUUAUUCCUCACUACACAGUCCUGCCUGAUGCCAUGAACCUGGAACUGGCCCGUAACAUGCAGUUCAUUGCUAGUGACAACCAAUACAAGAGCGAGUAUCAAAGCUUCAUGAGAGGAAUGGGAUGGGUUCCCAUCGGCUCAUUGGAUGUUGAGAAAGCAAAAGUAGCCGGCAAGAUCUUCAGUGAGCAACAGUACCGUCAACACCCGAGUAACUAUAAAUUCACCAAGGACAUGCAGUCCAUGGACCUGGUCCUGGCCACUGCCAACAACCAGAUCAUGGAUAAGCAAUCUUACACCAAAGCCUGGGACAGCGACAAGAGAACGAUCCACAUCAUGCCUGACGCAAUGGAUAUUGUUUUGGCUCGUGACAAUAAGAAAAACUACAGCGAGAAACUGUACAGACUGGAAAAUGAGCUCUCUAAGAAGAAGGGUCAUAAUCUUGGUGCUGAUGCUAUCCCCGUCCAGGCUGCUAAAACCUCUACUGUUAUUGCAAGUGAUUACAAGUACAAGACAGGAUACCGCAAGCAAGUCGGCCACCACAUCGGGGCCCUCAGCAUCCAGGACGACCCUCUCCUCAUGCUGGCUCUCAACUCCGCCAAGAUCGCCAGCGACGCCCUCUACAAGAAGGACUUCAACAAGUCCAAGACCAGAUUCCAUCUGCCAGUGGACAUGAUGGCGUUCGAACUGGCCAAGAAGAACCAAAUCCAGGUCAACCACGCCAACUACAUCACCCGCCUGCACAACUGGACCUGCCUGCCCGACUCCAAUGACGUCGUCCAGGCCAGACACGCAUACAACCUGCAGAGCGACGCCGUUUACAAGGAAGACCUGAAGAUGCUGCAGGGUAUCGGCUGGGUCCCGAUUGGGUCGCUGGAUGUGGAGAAGGUGAAGAAAUCCGGAGAGAUCUUGAGCGAGAAAAAGUACCGUCAGCACCCGAGCAACUACAGGUUCAUCAGCAGCACGGAAGACAUGCCCAUGGUGCUCGCCAAGGCCAACGCCCAAGUCAUGAACAAGCAAGCCUACACUGAAGCCUGGGAGGCAGAUAAGACGACCAUCCAUGUCAUGCCUGAUGCCAUGGAUAUUGUGCUGGCCAAAGCAAACAAAGUCAACUACAGUGUGAAACAAUACAAGCAGGCAAAUGAAGAUGCAAAAAAGAAGGGUUACGACCUGCGCAACGAUGCCAUUUCCAUCAUCGCAGCCAAAGCUUCCAGGGACAUCGCCAGUGAUUUCAAGUACAAGACAGGAUACCGCAAGCAGGUCGGCCACCACAUCGGGGCCCUCAGCGUCCAGGACGACCCUCUCCUCAUGCUGGCCCUCAACUCCGCCAAGAUCGCCAGCGACGCCCUCUACAAGAAGGACUUCAACAAGUCCAAGACCAAGUUCAACCUUCCAGUGGACAUGAUGGCGUUUGAGCUGGCCAAGAAGAACCAGAUCCAGGUCAACCACGCCAACUACAUCACCCGCCUGCACCAGUGGACUUGCUUGCCCGACUCCAACGACGUCGUCCAGGCCAGACACGCGUAUGACCUGCAGAGCGACGUUGUUUACAAAGAGGAGCUGAAGACGCUGCAGGGUAUCGGCUGGGUGCCCAUUGGCUCCCUGGAUGUUGAAAAGGUGAAGAAAGCAGGUGAGAUCCUGAGUGAGAAAAAGUACCGUCAGCCACCCAGCAUCUACAAGUUCAUGAGCACGACGGAGGACAUGCCCAUGGUGCUGGCCAAGGCCAACGCUCAGGUCAUGAACAAGAAAGCAUACUCUGAAGCCUGGGAAAAUGAGAAGACAAAUAUCCACGUCAUGCCUGAUGCCAUGGAUGUUGUUCUGGCUAAAGCCAACAAUGUCAACUACAGCUUGAAACUGUACAAGCAGGCAAAUGAAGAAGCAAAGAAGAAGGGCUACGACCUGCGCAACGAUGCCAUUUCCAUCAUUGCGGCUCGGGCUUCCAGGGAUAUUGCUAGCGAUUACAAGUACAAGACAGGAUACCGCAAGCAGGUGGGCCACCACAUCGGGGCCCUCAGCGUCCAGGACGACCCUCUCCUCAUGCUGGCCCUCAACUCCGCCAAGAUCGCCAGCGACGCCCUCUACAAGAAGGACUUCAACAAGUCCAAGACCAGAUUCCAUCUGCCAGUGGACAUGAUGGCCUUCGAACUGGCAAAGAAGAACCAGAUCCAGGUCAACCACGCCAACUACAUCACCCGCCUGCACAACUGGACCUGCCUGCCCGACUCCAACGACGUCGUCCAGGCCAGACACGCGUAUGACCUGCAGAGCGACGUUGUUUACAAAGAGGAGCUGAAGACGCUUCAGGGUAUUGGCUGGGUGCCGAUUGGCUCACUCGAUGUGGAGAAGGUGAAGAAAGCCGGCGAGAUCUUGAGUGAGAGAAAGUACCGUCAACACCCCAGCAACUACAAGUUCAAGAGCACGACCGAGGACAUGCCCAUGGCGCUGGCCAAGGCCAACGCUCAAGUCAUGAAUCAGAAAGCCUACAUUGAAGCCUGGGAAAACGAGAAGACCAAUAUCCACGUCAUGCCUGACGCCAUGGAUGUGCUUCUUGCAAAAGCCAACAACGUCAACUACAGCUUGAAACAAUACAAGCAGGCAAAUGAAGAUGCCAAGAAGAAGGGUUACGACCUGCGUAACGAUGCCAUUUCAAUCAUCGCAGCAAAGGCCUCCAGGGACAUCGCCAGUGAUUACAAGUACAAGACAGGAUACCGCAAGCAGGUGGGCCACCACAUCGGGGCCCUCAGCGUCCAGGACGACCCUCUCCUCAUGCUGGCCCUCAACUCCGCCAAGAUCGCCAGCGACGCCCUCUACAAGAAGGACUUCAACAAGUCCAAGACCAAGUUCAACCUUCCAGUGGACAUGAUGGCGUUUGAACUGGCCAAGAAGAACCAGAUCCAGGUCAACCACGCCAACUACAUCACCCGCCUGCACCAGUGGACUUGCCUGCCCGACUCCAACGACGUCGUCCAGGCCAGACAAGCGUAUGACCUGCAGAGCGACGCCGUCUACAAGGCUGACUUGAAGUGGCUCCAGGGUCUCGGCUGGGUCCCCAUCGGCUCACUGGAGGUGGAGAAGGCCAAGAAGGCCGCGGAGAUCUUGAGUGAACAGAAGUACCGUCAGCCUCCUAGCUCCAUUCCCUUCACCAGCACCACCGAUGCCAUGAACAUGGAACUGGCCAAGAACAAUGCUUUGACAAUGAACAGGCGUCUCUACGUUGAAGCGUGGGAGAGGGAUAAGACCAAGCUGCACAUCAACCCUGACACCCCGGAGAUCAUCCUUUCUCAGCAGAAUGCCAUCAACAUGAGCAGGAAACUCUACAGGCAAGGCUUUGAGGCCACCAUCAAGAAGGGCUACUUCCUCCCGGGAGACGCAGUCGCUGUGAAGAGUGCCAAGGCCUCCAGGGAUAUUGUCAGUGAUUACAAAUACAAGACAGGAUACCGGCAACAAGUCGGCCACCACAUCGGCGCUCGCAGCAUCCAUGACGACCCUCUGAUCUUGCUGGCCCUGAACUCCGCUAAGAUCGCCAGCGACGCCCUCUACAAGAAGGACUUCAACAAGUCCAAGACCAAGUUCAACCUGCCAGUGGACAUGUUGAGCCUUGAACUGGCCAAGAAAUGCCAGAUCCAGGUCAACCACGCCAACUACAUCACCCGCCUGCACCAGUGGACCUGCCUGCCCGACUCCAACGAUGUCGUCCAGGCCAGGAAAGCCUACGAUCUUCAGAGUGACGCUGUGUACAAAGCUGACCUGGAAGAGAUUGUGGGUGUAGGAUGGGUCCCGAUUGGCUCGCUGGAUGUGCUGAAAGCCAAGAAUGCCGCGACCAUUCUUAGCGACCGUCUUUACAAGCAGAAGCCAGACAGUCUGAAAUACACCACAGACAUGACGUCCAUGCCCAUGCUGCUAGCUAAAGCAAAUGCCGAUAACAUGAACAAGAAAAACUACAUUGCUUCAUGGGAGGCGGAGAAAAUGAAGAACCAUGUAAACGCUGACCUGCCUGAGCUGCUCCUCUCCAAAGCAAACGCUUACAACAUGAGCAAGAAACUGUACAAGCAAGCCGUGGAGGACAUGUUCAGACAGGGCUACGACAUGAAGCCUGAUGCCGUGUCUGUUGUAGCUGCCAAACACGGACGAGAGAUCAUCAGUGAUUACAAGUACAAGACCGGAUACCGUAAGCAAGUCGGCCACCACAUCGGCGCUCUUAGCAUCAACGACGAUCCUCUCAUCAUGCUGGCCCUGAACUCGGGAAAGAUCGCCAGCGACGUCCUCUACAAGAAAGACUUCAACAAGUCCAAGACCAAGUUCAACCUGCCAGUGGACAUGCUAAACCUAGAACUGGCCAAGAAAUGCCAGAUCCAGGUCAACGACUUCAACUAUAGAACUCAUCUUCACAACUGGACCUGUCUGCCGGACUCCAACGACGUGGUCCAGGCCAGAAAGGCGUACGACCUUCAGAGCGAUGCUGUAUACAAAGCAGACAUGGAAUGGAUCAAGGGAUCGGGUUGGGUCCCCAUCGGCUCUCUGGAUGUGGAGAAAGCCCGGAAAGCGGCAGAGAUCCUGAGUGAGAGGAAGUAUCGUCAGCCUCCCAGCAACUUCAAAUUCACGGCCCAGACGACCGACAUGCCGUUUGCCCUCGCUCUCGCCAACGCCCACACCAUGGACAGGAAAGCGUAUGUGUCUGCGUGGGAGAACGACAAAACAAACCUUCAUAUCAUGCCUGAUACGCCCGAGAUCCUCCUGGCCAAGCAGAAUAAACUCAACACCAGUCUGAAAUAUUACCGUGAAGGCUACAUGGACACUAUCAAAAACGGUUACUACCUCCCCAAAGAUGCAAUUUCUGUUCUGUCAGCCAGGGCCUCUCGAGACAUCGUCAGUGAUUACAAAUACAAGGCUGGCUUCCGCAGUCAGUGUGGUCACCACAUCGGCGCCCGCAGCGUCAAUGACGACCCGCUGAUUUUACUGGCCGCUCACGCCGCCAGGAUCUCAAGCGACAACAUCUACAAGAAGGACUUCAACAAGACCAAGACCAAGUUCAACCUGCCCGUUGACAUGCUGACCCUGGAGCUGGCCAAGAAAUGCCAGAAGCAGGUCAACGACUUCAACUACAGGACCCACCUGCACCAGUGGACUUGUCUGCCCGACUCCAAUGAUGUUGUCCAGGCCCGAAAGGUCUACGACCUCCAGAGUGAUGCUGUAUACAAAGCCGACCUGGAGUGGCUGAAGGGAUGCGGCUGGUCGCCUCAGGAUUCCGUGGACGUUGUCAAAGCUAGAAAGGCACAGGAGAUUCUCAACGAGAGACUCUACCGCCAACCGCCCAGCACGGUCAAGUUCACCAGCGUGGUUGACCUGCCGGCCAUCGUCCUGUCCAAGCAAAAUGCAGACAACCUCAGUGAUAGAAAAUACAGGGAAGUCUGGGAGAAUGAAAAGACAUCCUUUUUGCUUCCAGCUGAUACUCCCGGUCUUGAGCUGUCCAAGGUUAAUUCCGUCAACAUCAGCAAUAAACUAUACACAAAGUCUUGGGACGAUCAGAAGGCCAAAGGCUACCAUAUCAAGGAGGACGCCAUCUCGGUGCUCAAGGCCAAAGCUUCCAGAGAUAUCAUUAGCGACUACAAGUACAAAGCAGGAUACCGCAAGCAGGUCGGCCACCACAUUGGCGCCCGCAGCGUGCAAGACGACCCUCUGAUCAUGCUGGCCCUGAACUCAGCCAAGAUCGCCAGCGACGCCCUCUACAAGAAGGACUUCAACAAGUCCAAGACCAAGUUCAACCUGCCAGUGGACAUGCUGAACCUGGAAUUGGCCAAGAAAUGCCAGAUUCAAGUCAACGACUUCAACUACAGAACACAUUUGCACAACUGGACUUGCCUGCCGGACUCCAACGACGUGGUCCAGGCUAGAAAGGCAUACGACCUGCAGAGCGAUGCCGUGUACAAAGCCGACAUGGAGUGGAUACGUGGAUGUGGUUGGAUACCACACGAGUCUGUGGAGGUUUUGAAGGUGAAGAAUGCUCAGAAGAUCCUGGCUGAUAGAGGCUACCGCGUCAAGCUGGACGAACAGACAUUCUCCGUUCCAACUGACAGAGUCGACUUGACGUGCGCCAAGAAUGCUGCUGAUGUCCUCAACGAGGCCAAAUACCGUGAGGCUUGGCAUCAGGAGAAGACCAAGUACACGCUGGUGGACACUCCAACAAUGGCCACAGCUAGAGAGGUGGCGAAAAAUGUCCACCCGCAACUUUACUCCAAAGACUGGGACAAGAUGAAGGCCACCGGGUACUUCAUGCCUGAAAAUGCCGUGUCGAUAAAGCAGUGCAUCAACACGUCGAAAGUACAAAGCCACCAUAAAUACCUGGAGGGAUACCGCAAGCAGGUGGGCCACCACAUCGGCGCUCUCAGCGUCCAGGACGACCCCCUCCUCAUGCUGGCUCUGAACUCAGCCAAGAUCGCCAGCGACGCCCUCUACAAGAAGGACUUCAACAAGUCCAAGACCAAGUUCAACCUUCCAGUGGACAUGCUGCAGUUUGAGCUGGCCAAGAAAUGCCAGCAGCAAGUCAACGAUGACAACUACAGGACCCGCCUGCACCAGUGGACUUGCCUGCCAGACCAGAAUGACGUCAUCCAGGCCAGGAAAGCCUACGAUCUUCAGAGCGAUUUUGUCUACAAGGCAGAUAUGGAAUGGAUUCGAGGCUGCGGAUGGGUGGCAGCCGACUCUGUGGACCACGUCAAGGUCAAGAAAGCGCAAGAAAUUCUCAACGAUAGGCUCUACAAGAAGAACGCCAUUGAGGGCUUUGGAAAUUUCACCCUGGUCGUCGACCGGCCUGAAAUUGUCUUGGCAAAGAUAAACGCCGCCAACCUCAGCGAUCUGAAGUACAAGGAGACCUUCAAUGCUGAGAAGGGUCAGUACAUCGGUUCAGACGACACUCCUCAGCUGGCCCACAGCAGGGAGGUGAACAAGAACAUCAGUGAGAAACUCUACAAGCUCCAAUGGGACAAGUCCAAGGCUUCAGGCUACCACCUGGACCACGAGUACAUCCCUCUUCUCAGCGGCAAGCGGGGCAGGGAGAUCGCCAGCGACGUCAAGUACAAGGAUGCCCACGAGAAGGGCAAAGGUCAUUACAUGGCUGGAACCCUGGUGGACUUCCCGGAGGUGAUGCGAUGUGGUGAUCAGGAGAGAAACAAGGGCCUGAGGCUUUACCAGAAGGACUACCACACGACCAAGACCAAGACCCACAUCCCAUCCGACGUCAUUGCCAACAAGGUGGCCAAGCGUUGCCAGGACAUGCUGAGCGACGUUCUCUACCGCACCUACCUGCACCAGUGGACCUGCCAUCCCGAACAGGAGGACGCCAUCCGCGCCCGCAAGACCAACGAGAUUCUGAGCGAUGUGUUUUACAAGGAAGAUCUGACAUGGAUGAAGGGUAUUGGUUGCUACGUUUGGGACACACCAGAGAUCCUUCGCGCCAAGAAGUCCUACGAGCUGCAGAGUGACCUGAAAUACAGAGAUGAGGCCAAGAAGGAAUUCAACAAUUACUCCAUUGUGACAGACACGCCGGUCUACAUGACGGCCGUCCUGGGCCACACAUGGGCCAGCGACCUGAACUACAGGGAGGCCUACCACAAGGAGAAGCACCUGUACACCACCGUGCUGGACACCUACGACUACGCCAGAUGCCACAACUUCAAACAGUUCUUCAGUAACAAAAACUACACCGGCGCCUGGGAUAAAAUCAAAGCCAAGAGCUACCAGAUUCCGCACGACUCGCAUACCAUGCAACACGCCAAAAGCCAGAAGAUCAUUCUCAGCGGCGUGAAGUACAAGGAGGAUUAUGAGAAGUUCAAGUCGCUCUACAGUCUUCCCAAGUCACUCGAGGACGACCCUGCCACCGCUCGCUGCGUCAAGGCGGGAAAACUGGUCCUGGAUCGCCUGUACAAAGAGAGCUAUGAGAAGUCCAAGGCCAAGAACCAUAUUCCUCCAGACAUGCUGGAGAUCCUGUCGGCUCGCAACACCCAGACCACCAUUAGUGGAAUCCACUACCGCAAGUAUCUGCACCAGUGGAUGUGUCUUCCUGACAUGCAGAUGUACGUUCAAGCCCGUAAAGUCAACGAGCAGCUCAGUGACAUCUUCUACAAAGACGACCUGAACUGGCUGAAGGGAAUUGGCUGCUACGCCUGGGACACCCCAGAGAUCCUGCGUGUCAAGAAUGCUGGCGAUAUUCAGAGCGAAUACAAGUACAGAGCCAAAGGCAUCGAGGCUUUCAAGGACUACUCCGUGGUGACGGACACGCCAGUGUAUGAGACAUCCAAGCAGAAUGCAAUAAACCUGAGCGAUCUGCACUAUCGCUCCGAUUACAACGCCAACGUGAAAGGAACCAACACCGCUCCUGCGGUCACUGUGGACAUGGAAAGGGCCCGCCUGGCCAACCACAUUCAAAGUGAUAACUGGUACAAGGAGGCCAACAAAAACUCAAUGGCCACCAGCUACAGCUUGCCCCACGACACGCCACUCAUCAAGCAGGUUAAGCACAACACCUUUGUGAGCAGCAACGUGAAGUACAAGGAGGCCUACGAGAUGAUGAAGGCCAAGUGUUACACCCUUCACCCGGAGGGCGUCAACUUUGUCAACUGCAGGAAGGCCAACAAAAUCUCAAACGAGCGUCUGUAUCGCGAGGACUAUCACAGGCAAAAGGACAAGAUCCACACAACCUACGACACUCCCGACAUCAAACAAGUCAAGAUGAACCAGGAGCAUCUCAGUGACUUGUGGUACAAAGAGAAAUACAACAACAGCAAAGGCCAGCUGAUCUCCAUGCCCAUGACGCCGCAGCUGUUGCACUGCUACCACGUCAAUGACAUCACCAGCGAGCUGAAAUACAAAGAAGACCUGACGUGGCUGAGAGGCAUCGGCUGUUUCCUGUAUGACACCCCAGAGAUGGUCCGCAUCCGCAACGUCACAAAGUUCAGGGUUGACUACCCGGUGGAGGCCAAGAAGAACCUCCCCAACUUCUCCGUGGUCCUGGACACUCCCGAGUACAAACGUGUCAGCGAGCUCAAGAGCCACUUGAGCACGCUGAUCUACAAAGCUCAGAGCAAAGAGGACAUGGCGAAGGUCACCACCACCUCCGACUCGGUGGACAUCAAGAGAGCUAAAUGGGCCCAGCAGCUGACUAACCACUACCUGUACACCGACCUCGCCGCUAAAGAACGACCCCACUUCACCCUCGAAGUCGAAACGCCAAACAUGGGUCACGCGAGGAAGAUGAAAGUGGUCUACAGUGACAACAAGUACAGAGAACAAUAUGAGAAGAUGAAGCACCGCUACACCGCCAUCGCCGACACACCCCUCCUGAUCCGCUCUAAGAAGUCCUACCUUCAGUCCAGUGACUUGCGAUACAAAGAGACCUUUGAGCUUUCCAAAGGACACUACCGCACCGUCAAGGACGCCCUGGACAUCACCUACCAUCGCAGAGUCACAGACGACAUCAGCAAUGUCAAGUACAGGGAAAAGUAUAUCAGCUCUCUGGGAACAUGGAAGUCCAUCCCAGACCGCCCCGAGUUCUUCUUCAGCAGAAUAGUCAACGACAACGUCAGCACUGUGAAGUACAAGGAGGACCUGGACUGGCUGAAAGGAAUCGGCUGCUAUGUGUGGGACACGCCCGAGUUGUUGCGGGCUGAGAAGAAUAAGGCGCUGUACAGUGAGAGACUGUACAAAACCUCAUUUGAGAAAAACAGAGGAAACUUCAAGUACACCUGUGACACUCCUUUCUUCCACGCCGCCAAGAACGCCUCCACCCUCAUCAAUGAGAAAUGGUAUAAAUCAAAGGCAAAGGAUCUGCUCAAGAGUGGCUGCAACGAGCUACACCGGCCCGACAUCCUCACGGCACUUUUCCAGACCGUUAUGGGUAGUAAGUGGCGUUACAGGGAGCAGUACGAGCGUGCCAAGGACAAGUUCACCUCCAUCCUGGAGACUCCUGUGUAUGAAACGCAUAAACGCAGCAAGAAGAUCGGUGAUAUUGUUUACAAGAUGGAGUACAACAAGACCAAGGCGAAGGGAUACACGCUGCCGUAUGACACCCCGGACCAGCAGCACAAGAAGAGGGUCAAGGAGAUCACCAGCGAUCUGAAGUAUAGAGAGGUCUACGAGAGGAGCAAGGCCCAGAUCAACAUGGACCCGGAGGCUCACUCCAUCCGCGCCGCCAAGGAAGCUUACAAGAACAUCAGCAACCUGGAUUACAAGAAGAAAUACGAAGCCACCAAGAACAAGUGGAUGUGGACGGCUGACAGGCCGGACUUUGUCAAUGCCGCCAGAAGCACCCUGCAGCAGAGCGACGUCGAGUACAAGUACGACAAGGAGAACAUGAAGGGCUGUGUGAUACCGGUCGUUGACGACAAGCUUACUGUCCUCGCCCUGAAGAACGCCGUAAUGGCCAGUGAGGUGAAAUACAAGGAGAAGUAUGAGAAGGCAAAGGGCCACUACUUGCCCGUCGCAGACACGCCUCAAAUCCUCCACUCACAGGCUGUGCGCACCCUUGCAUCCGAGACCAAAUACAAGGAGGCCAGCAAGAAGCAAAUGCAGUCUGGCUCGUUCACCACCCUGCCGGAGACCCGCGACACCGUCCACAGCAAGGAGAUCAACAAGCUCGUCAGCAAGAAUGUGUACAAAGCCAAGUUUGAGAAGGAGAAGGGCAAGUCGGUGUAUAACAACAUGAGCGUCCCGCCUGAUGUUGAGCAUGCCAUGGAAGUCGCCAAAAAACAGAGCAACCUGGCCUACAAGAAGAACGCCAAAGCCAAUCUGCACUACACUAGCGUGGUGGAUCGACCUGACAUCAAGAAGGCCACACACACCGCCAAACUCGUCAGUGAGAUUGGCUACCGUGACAAGGCCCGUGAAGAGGCCAGCCGCGGAGGUUCUCUGGUCCACCGACCGGACAUUAAGCUGGCCACGGAUGUGUGCAAGCUCAACAGCCAGCUGAAGUACAAAGAGAAGUUUGAUAAGGAAAUGAAGGGAAAGAGGCCGCAGUAUGACCUGAAAGAGAGUAAGAUUUACCAAACGUAUAAGGACGCCAACACGCUGGCUAGUGAGGUGAAGUACAAAGGUGACCUGAAGAAGAUCCACAAGCCUGUGACCGACAUGGCCGAGUCUCUGUCCAUGCAGCACAGCUUGAGCACCAGCAGGCUGUCCAGCGACUACUGCUACAAGAGGAAGUUUGAGGCGAGUAAGGGUCACUAUCAUAUGAUUCCCGACACACCAGAGCAGCUCCAUCACAAGGAGGCUUCUGAACUACAGAGCCACGUGAAGUACAAGGAGAAGUACGAGAAGGAGAAGGGCAAGGCCAUGCUGGACUUUGAGACUCCCACAUACGUGACGGCCAAGGAGGCGCAGCACAUGCAGAGCCAGAAAGACUAUAAGAAGGACUUUGAGGAGUCCAUGAGGGGCAAGAACCUCUCAGGCUUGGAGGUCACGCCUGCCAUGAUACAUGUCAGACACGCCACCAAAAUAGCCAGCGAGAAAGAGUACAGGAAGGAUCUAGAGGAGGGAGUGAAGGGUAAAGGGCUAACUGUGCUGGAGGAAACUCCCGAGCUUUUGAGAGCAAGGAAUGCCACUCAAAUCCUGUGUGAGAGGGAGUACAAGAAGGCGCUGGAGCAGGAGAUUAAGGGCAAGGGAAUGUUGGCUUUGGCGACCGACACCCCGGACUUCAUGAGGGCAAGGAACGCGACGGACAUCCUCAGUCAGUCCAAGUACAAGCAGAUCGCUGAGAUGGACCGCGCCAGCUACACCACGGUCAUCGACACUCCGGACAUCAUCCACGCUCAGCAGAUGAAGAACAUCGUUAGCCAGAAAAAGUACAAAGAAGAGGCAGAGAAGACCAUGUCUCACUAUGUGCCCGUUCUGGACACCCCUGAGAUGCAGAGGGUCCGUGAGAACCAGAAGAACUUCAGCACUCUUCAGUACCAGACUGACCUUAAAUACAUAAAGGGCAAAGGGUCUGCUGUAAUCAACACCCCUGAAAUGCUUCGUGUUAAAGAAAAUACAAAGAAUUUCAGCUUGAUUCACUACAAAGAGGAUUUGGGAGGAGGCACCGCAGUGCCCGAAACCCCCGAAAUGGAGAGGGUUAAACGGAACCAGCGCAACGUUAGCACGAUACGGUACAAGGAUUCUCUGAGUCAAGGCACAGCCAUACCAGAUCUCCCCGAGGUCAAGCGGGUCCGAGAAACCCAGAAGAAUAUCAGCUCGCUGCAAUACAAAGAAGAGUUGGGACGAGGGACGUCGGUGUCAGAGACGCCGGAGAUGGAGCGAGUUAAACGCAAUCAGCAAAAUAUUAGCACGAUCAAAUACAGGGACUCUCUGGACCGCGGGACGGCUAUACCAGACCUGCCGGAGGUGAAGCGGGUCAAACAAACCCAGAGGCACAUCAGCUCGGUGUUGUAUAAGGACAGUUCCGCCAAGGGAACCCCCGUGGUGUUUACUCCAGAGAUGGAGCGAGUCAAAAGGAACCAAGAGAACAUUAGCUCGGUGUUGUACUCCGACAGCUUCCGUAAGCAAGUCCAGGGCAAGGCCGCCUUCGUUCUGGACACACCUGAGAUGAGGCGUGUGAAGGAAACCCAGCGCAUCAUCUCUGGGGUGCGGUACCACGAGGACUUCGAGAAGAACAAGGGCAGCUUCACCCCCACCACCUCGGACCUCGUGACGGAGCGCGUGAAGAAGAACACGCAGGACUUCAGCGACAUCAGCUACCGCGGCAUCCAGAGGCGCGUGGUCGAGAUGGAGAGGAGACGCGCCAUUGAGCACGACCAGGAAACCAUCACUGAUCUGAGAGUGUGGCGUACAAACCCUGGUUCCGUGUUUGACUACGACCCCGCUGAGGACAACAUCCAGUCCAGGAGUCUGCACAUGAUGUCAGUACAAGCUCAGCGCCGCAGCAAGGAGCACUCACGCUCCACCAGCGCCCUCAGCGGCAUGGCCGACGAGAAAUCCGAGAUGUCCCAGGAUGUGGACCACCACAUGUCCCUCUACAGCAACGGAUACAUAACUUCCUCCAUGGGCUACCAGCAUGCUAAGACUGUGGAGGUGCAGCAGAGGUCCUCAUCAGUGGCCACGCAGCAGACCACCGUGUCCUCCAUCCCCUCGCACCCCUCCACCACCGGGAAAACGGUGCGAGCCAUGUAUGACUACCUGGCGGCCGACAGCGACGAGGUGUCCUUCAAGGACGGCGACGUGAUCGUGAACGUGCAGGCCAUCGACGAGGGCUGGAUGUACGGCACCGUGCAGCGCACCGGCAAGACCGGGAUGCUGCCGGCUAACUACGUGGAAGCCAUUUAAGUUAGGGACUCAAACACGCCCACAGGGAUCGGUGCAAUGUGUGCAAUGUGUGCAAUGAGUGCGUGUGUGUGUGUGUGUGUGAAACGUGCGUUGAUUGUGUUGUCGUCUGCUAUCAAACCUGUGGAUGUUAGUCCAAAGUCUGAUCCUCCAUACUAGUCCUCAAACAUGAACAAGAACUCUUUGAAGCUGAUCCGAGACCAGGCUUCCCUCUCUGUAGCAAACACCCCGACUCGUGUAAACCUGAGAAAAAAGCAAAGACAAAGACAACCCCAGAUCUACGACGGAAGAGACGGCUGUUGAAGAGCGAUGUACGAGAAGGAUGGUUUCUCCUCCUUGGAUGAAGGCUGACCACUGUAGCCCACUAGCACAGCGUGUGUUUUGGUUUUUGAUGGCGAGGGGACGUCCCGUACCUUCAGCCUGUAGCUAAUAAAGCCAAGCUCCUGCAGUA
Doryrhamphus excisus (bluestripe pipefish) is the source of this 19655-nucleotide messenger RNA. The record is from RefSeq and is a predicted model, not a curated record. NCBI's taxonomy places the organism in Eukaryota, Metazoa, Chordata, Actinopteri, Syngnathiformes, Syngnathidae.